Myzus persicae (green peach aphid) is the source of this 1257-nucleotide messenger RNA. RefSeq lists its product as uncharacterized. Gene Ontology annotation, molecular function: catalytic activity. The record is from RefSeq and is a predicted model, not a curated record. The annotation marks the transcript as partial. The transcript has a single exon. NCBI's taxonomy places the organism in Eukaryota, Metazoa, Arthropoda, Insecta, Hemiptera, Aphididae.
AUGAUUAAUUUCUUACAAAUUAAUCUAAACUGUUGCAAAGCAGCCCAAGCUUUGGUCACCAAAACCGCCGAUGACCUCAAUAUUGACAUAAUCCUGGUGUCCGAGCAAAACCAAGCAUGUGACCGGUCAUGGAUGCAAGACCAAUCAAAAAAAUCAGCUAUCAUAAACUACAAUCGAAUACAGAUAGACGAACUUGGUAAACCGGAUAUGGGCUUCAUUUGGUGUAGAUUGGCGGGUAUAAAGAUAUACUCGUGCUACUGGACACCGAGAGCGGACAUAGCUGCUUUCACAGACUUCCUACGACGUCUGGAAACAUGCAUCAGAGCCAGCACUGGGGAAGUCAUCGUAUGCGGUGACUUUAACGCUCAUCACACCUUAUGGGGAUGCAAAACGAACGACAAAAAAGGUGAUCUUCUAGCCGACAUGAUCCAAGCAUCAGGAAUGAUCGUGUGUAACAAGGGAACGGAUGCUACUUUCCAAAGCGGCAAUCGAUCGUCCAUUGUCGAUGUAACAUUCGCGACCCAACGCACAGCAACCUCGAUCACAAAGUGGAGCGUCUUGGAAGAAACAUCGUUGAGUGACCAUAAUUACGUGCACUUCUGUGUGGAGUUCAACGCAGAAGCCGACGUCCAGCCAUGCACAAAUACCAAAGUGGUUCCUAGCAAACUGAAGGAAUACCUAGACUUGAACCCACUUCCACUGUGUUUUACAACCAAUGAUGUAGAUGCGUUAGCCACGGGGCUCACGGAUGCUAUAACCCAGAUAUGUGGCUUCCAACACAGGCCACGCUUAGGAAAAGCAAGAAGAUCGGUUUAUUGGUGGUCUACAGAACUUAGCAAUUUACGUAAGGACGCUAAUCAUCUAAGACGAGUCCACAAGCGGAAAAGAAAGAAAGCCGGCUGUGAAUCCUGCUUAGCCGAGGCAGAAGCAGCAAAGACGGCCAAAGCCGUUCUGUGUAAAGCUAUUAAACGCGCGAAAGAAAAAGCCUGGACUGACCUGUGCGAUCAAGUACAGCGGGACCCCUGGGGAAAGCCAUAUAAAUUGGUUAUGGGAAAACUAUGCGGAAAUUCAAAAAUCCCUGGAAUCAAUACUCCAGGCCGCGCUCAACUGAUUACCCAAGGUUUAUUCCCGGUACACGAGGAACGAGAGAUGACGCAAUGGCCACAAGACCUCCCAGAAGACGCUCAUUUCACUAUCGCUGAGCUUAGACAUGCCGCAAGCCAAUUGAAGAAAUCUGUCUCCCCAGGCCCGGACAGA